Messenger RNA from Drepanopeziza brunnea f. sp. 'multigermtubi' MB_m1, 5061 nucleotides. NCBI's taxonomy places the organism in Eukaryota, Fungi, Ascomycota, Leotiomycetes, Helotiales, Drepanopezizaceae. The record is from RefSeq and is a predicted model, not a curated record.
AUGGAUUCAAACUUCCAGCAGAUGGGUGGCCCUGGCCAAAUGAUGCCGCAACAGCAGAUGCAGCAACAGCAACAGCAACAGCAACAGCAACAGCGGGGCAUGAAUAACAACUACUCCAGCGCCCAGGUCCAGGCGAUGAUAUUCAACAGCCUCCAACAACAGACUGGUGCGCUUACCGGCUGGCGGAGUCAGGUCCCUCCUAACGAGCGCAUGGGUCUCAUCCUCAAUAUUAUACAGCGCAUGAUCGACCUCGGAAUACGCUUCGAAAAGGACAUCUUCGACAAGUCUCCGAACAAGGUUCGUACGGGAGGCUGGCUACCUGAAGUUUACAAGAAUGAAGUGGCACAGAAAUUAGAGCACAUACUAGAACGUCGGGUGCAAAAUCAGGGUCACAUGCAGCAGCAAAUUCAAGUUCAGGCUCAAGCCCAAGCACAACAGCAGAUGAUGAUGAGCCAGAACAUGCAAGGUCAGGCACCUAGAGUCAUGCCGCAGCAGCCGGCCCAGCAAUCCUUCUCGCACCUCCAACGUCAGAUGCAAGCCUCUCCUCUUCCUGGUCAAAUCCCCCAGCAGGCUCCGAUGGGAUUACCAAAUCAAGGCCCUCCUCAAAACAUUACACCGAACCAACAGCAACAGUUCAAUCCCGCCCAACAACAGCAGCAGCAGCAGCAGCAGCAAAAUGUUGCAGGCAGACCCGCGAAUGGCCCACCGAACAUGUCCCCGCAAGAUGCGGCACUAGUUGGUGAGUUGGCCAACAGGAUGUUGAAUGCCGCCCCGGAGGAGGAGAAGAACUCAAUCAGGGCGUCAAUGCAGCAAAGAUUGGACCCGGCUGUCAUGAAUAAAUAUCAGUCGCAAGGCCUGGACCCAAUCUUCAUCUAUUAUCGGAACCAGGCAUGGAACAGGAUCCGUCAGGAGAGAAAUCAACGAAUGCAGAAUCAGCAGCAGCAGCAGCAGCAGCAGCAGCAGCAGCAGCAGCAGCAGCAGCAGCAGCAGCAGCAGCAGCAGCAGCAGCAGCAGCAGCAGCACACUCAGCAGCAGCAGCAGCAGCAGCAGCAGCAGCAGCAGCAGCAGCAGCAGCAGCAGCAGCAGCAGCAGCAGCAGCAGCAGCAGCAGCAACAACUUGCUCUUUCGCAACAACCUCAGAACGGACCCGCAGCGCCACCCAUGCAGCCGCAAAGAUCGAUGAAUCCGAGUCCGAUGCCUGGACAACCCCAACAACCUCCGGGUGCAAACGCUGAUUAUGGGGCCUUCAUGGGCAACAUGGAGAAUAUUGUGGCACAGCAACAGCAACAGGGAGUCAUGGCCCAAGAGGCAGGGCAGAUGGUGGUCCCCGCGAGCGCCCCUCCUCGAAACAGCACUCCACAGCCAGGCGCCGGACCAGGAAUGGACCUGGUCCCUAACGCUCGCGUAGCCCAACAGCAGCAAAUGUUCACUGCUCAGCAAAUGCAACAGAGGUUGCAGCAACAGCAGCAGCAGCAGCAGCAGCAACAGCAGCAACAACAGCAGCAGCAACAACAACAGCAGCAGCAGCAACAGCAGCAACAAUCACAAGCACGUUUGAACGCACAACAGAAGGCUCAGCAGUCCCUCGGACUUCGCGGGCAACCAGGAGGGAUGGGGCCUAAUCCCCAACAGAGUCCGGCCAUGACGACGCUCAACGCACCGUUGCGCACACCUUCGCAGCAAAUGAACCAUCCCGAGCCUCCGCAAGGGAACCCGAACGCCCAGUUCGGGCAGCCCGUAGACCCGCGCUUCAUGCAAGGAAACCAAAGGCCCGGUCCAGGGAACGGGAUGAGUUUGGCGGGUCUCAAUCCGGCAAUGCUCCAAACUUUGGACCCAGACAUGCAACAAAGGUUGGCUAACCUCGCGCCCGAUAAACUCAACGACGUUGUAAACAAGUGGCAUGAAGUCCGCGCCGGGCAGCUGAACGGGGGUGCGAACAUGCCUGCUGGAAGACAGCAGAUUCCAAUGCCCGUAGCAAACCAAGCUCGGCCAGGUCAGCAAAUGCCACCGGGAGGCCAAUUCAGCGCUCCCAAUGGUGCCAAUCAGUUCAUGAUGGCGAACUCGGCACAGCGACCUCCUCCGUCCAUGGCUGCUGGCAUGAACCCCCAGCAACAGAUGAUCCUGCAACAACAGAUGAACAGUCUACGGCAAAACCAGAUGCAGCCUCAGCGCAUGCCACCUAGUGCAGCGCAGAUCGAGCAGAAGACGAUAGCACAGAUGGACAACGUGGACAUACCGAUCAUCUUCCAGAGCCACGCAAAUAUGCCUCAGGGUAGCCCCCCGGAGAUCAAGAAAUGGGGUCAGCUGAAGCAAUGGAUUUCCCAAAAUCCGAAUCUCCCGCCGAAUAGUCUCGAUUCGGUGAAGACGUUACAGAGGAUGCAUUAUGCGCAGGCAAUGCGAAGUAGAGCACAGCAGCAAGGACAAGGAGGUGGCAUGCCUCCGGGUCCCCCUCAAGGUCCGCAACGUGGGAUCUCCACGGCCCCGAUGGCCGCUCCAGUUGCACCCAUGGGUCAGAAUCCAAUGCAGAUGCCCAACGGCGUAAACUUGGCGGGUCUCGGGCAGCUGCGACAGCCUACCGCUCUUGAGAUCGAGAACAUGCGAGCCCAUCCCAGUGGAAAGCUUGUCAACGCAAGCGAGGAGAUCAUCCGUAACAUCUUUUUGCGGAACCAGGCUCAAAACCUUCAGGCGCAGGCGCAGGCGCAGGCGCAGGCUCAGCAGGGUCAGCAGGGUCAAGCACAGUUGACACCGCAACAGCAGCACCAGCGCCAGCAAUUGAUGGCGAUGCAAAUGAGUAAGAUGCAACAGGCUAGCGGACAACAAUCCCUUCCAAACGGACAACCAAUCCCUAAUCCCAAUCAAAUGGCAAUGGUGCAACCAAAAACCGCGCCGCUCCAGCAGCCUCCGCAGCCUCCGCAGCCUCAGCAGCCUCCGCAGCCUCCGCAGCCUCCGCAGCCUCCGCAGCCUCCGCAGCCUCCGCAGCCUCCGCAGCCUCAGCAGCCUACGCAGCCUCCGCAGCCUCCGAUUGCUCCUAUGUCUGGCUCUCAGCCCGAGCCUGGCACCGCUGCAACAAAUGCAGCCAGUAACCGGCCUCAAAAUAAUGCGCGGAAUGUUGCCCAGAACUCGUCACCUGCACCGCUUCCUAAGAACUUGAAACGUGCUAGUAGCGACGAUGUUGUCGAGGUUCCGAAUCCGAAUAUCCAGCAGACACGCCCAGCUGCGCAAGAUGCCGUGCAGACCUUGCAGGGUCGCCCGAGGCCGACCGCUCAGCAAACCGCUUCGAUGGACCCCGAAACUCGUAAGAGAUAUGAGAACGCAAUGCGUGCAGCCCAUACGACUCAAGCGCAAGCAAACCAGGGCGUUAAGGCGCAAUCCGACGCCCGAUGGAAGAUAAUCGAGACCGAGGAGAGCCAAAAGCAGCGGGACCCUCCAGCGGAUGUUCAGAUGGAUGAAGAGACAAAACAGAAAACAUCGGCUCUACUACUCUCUCUUCGCUCUCACAUGGUCAACGUCAACAAAGCUCUUCCCCGGAUUUUCGGGCUCACUCGCGAUGAAGCGCAGAUGAGAAGAUUUUUUGAGGCACGCUACCGGUACCAACGCCAAUUCCGGGACGAUAAUAUAACGACUGGACAGCCUACUUUGAAAGACGUCCUUUCUAUAAGCCAGGCAGAGGCAAUGCAAACGCAAUCCAUGAUAGGAAGCAUGAUUAUGCUUCUGAAAGAGAGGUUCCCCGGCAUGGCGAAGGCGAACGGUAAUGGAAAGACCCAGCAGCCACCAUCUCAGCCCGAGCAACAAGUCCCGCCCCCUUUGAGUUCGGCCAACUUGCAGCAGCAGCAACAGCAGCUCAAAAACCAAAUGCAUCAGAAAAACAACAAUCGGAACUCGAACCCCCCGGCCGCUCCUACCUCCUCACAGCCUCCAUUUCAAUUUGGCGCUACCUCGCCUCAUGGGACACCUGCUUACGCCGGUAAAAAUCCCCUCAAGCAAGAAGACCUGCACAUUCCUGCCCGCAAGAAGCAAAAAACGAACAGCACUCCUGUACCUGGCCAAGGUACUCCUGGCCCCAACUCGUCACCUCAAGUAGCCAAGGCGGGCUCGCCCGAUAUGAGGAGGCAGCAGCAGCAGCAGCAGCAGCAGCAACAGCAACAGCAAGCGGAGUACAGACAGCCAAGCAAGCCUUCUCUCUGUUGCCCCGAGCCGGAUUGCGAUAGACACAAUGUCGGCUUCGAGACACAAGAGGCCUUGAUGGCACAUAAUCAGGAGGAACACGUCAGACCCUUGAACGAUCCUCUGAAGUAUGCUCAAGAGAAUCUGGCAGCUGCCCUGGGACUUGACAGUCAAGGGAAAGCGAAGAAACAAGACAGCAAUGCUGCUGCCGCCGGAACUGGAUCCACGCCGGGAGGGGAGAGCAUGGUUGCGAAUGGCUCCAAACAAGGACAGCCCCAGAUUAUCAAGCGUGGAAACACACCAGCGGGGGCGACUCCAAUGAACCGCCAAGUGUCCAUGAACCGGCAAGCGAGCGCCCCUGGCGUCAAGUCUAACAUGCAACCCAAGUCUGUUCCUGCAAAGGACGCCAAAGGUCAACCUAUCCAGAGGGGUACGAACAUACCAAAAGAAGAACAAGCUUCCCAGGAAGCUGCCACUGUAGAUCCAUGGGCCAAUGCUACGAUUGAUCCCAACGAGCUGUUCCAGCACUUUCAAACCUUUGAGACCGGAGCAGGGGGUGCCAUUUCCGACAUGAACGUGUACCGCUCCAUCACUCCCAACGACACGCCCGAGUCGAGCAAGGACGGUGUCUCAGAGCCCAGUGAUGUCUCAGAUGGUAUGAACCUGGAUAUCAGUCUCGACAUGUUCGAUACCAACUGGCAGCCCUUCGGAAUCAGCGACGCAGACUACCUCUUCGACUCGAGCGGCUUCAAAGUCAAGGUCGAAGAGGACUCGUUCAUGUUUGACAGCGACGCUCCUGCGGUGGUAUACCAAUCUUGGGACGACAUGGUUGAACCGGGGUUGCUCGACAAACCGUUCCAAUUUGACACGUCGCUAUUCUCCAUGAACGCUGAAUAG